Messenger RNA from Egretta garzetta (little egret), 3253 nucleotides. It is a transcript of the gene SHMT1, whose product is annotated as serine hydroxymethyltransferase 1. Gene Ontology annotation, molecular function: mRNA 5'-UTR binding; mRNA regulatory element binding translation repressor activity; glycine hydroxymethyltransferase activity. The transcript has 11 exons. Gene Ontology annotation, cellular component: cytosol; nucleus; cytoplasm. Gene Ontology annotation, biological process: folic acid metabolic process; purine nucleobase biosynthetic process; L-serine catabolic process. The coding region runs from base 1030 to 2640 and encodes 536 amino acids. Lineage: Eukaryota; Metazoa; Chordata; Aves; Pelecaniformes; Ardeidae. The record is from RefSeq and is a predicted model, not a curated record.
GGAUGGAGCCUCAGGGCUGGGGGCCACCCCUGUUGCAGGUGAACUUGCCAGGGCCGACGGGUGUCCCACCAGGAGGGUGGAAAUGCGGGUCUCAUCCUGGGUGGGGGACGGGGGGGUCUGUGUGUCCCCUCGGAGCCUUCCGCAGCUCUGCCGAAAGCGCUGGGUGUCAGUACCGCUGCGACCUGCGCUGGGGGAGACCCUGGAGGUCAAAGCCAGAGCACUGCACCCUGCCCUUUCCCUUGCAGCCCUUUCCCCAGCCCAGCGAGGCCCACGCUGAUCGGACUUCAGCAGCUUGGCGCAAGCAAAGUAAGUGGGAUUGCUUAAUAACCUGCUCACAGCCCUUUGCUGGCCUUGUAGGGUUAAUGGGUAAAAAAAGAUGCAUUGUUUUCAGCCAAGGCAGAAGCUGGGCGCUCAUGCCUGCCGGGGAGCUUGUGCUCUGCAUUAUAAUGCCGGCAGCAGUCUCAGCGACAGAGGGCUGCUGCCAGGCCCGGCCAUCACGCCUGCUAUGGAGUCAGGCUGAGGCAGAGCUGCUGCCUCUCAGGGCCCAGCUCCACAAGCCGUGCUUGCUUCAGUUAGGGUUUGGGGUAGGACUCCGACCUGCCGGGGGUUUGCCCUCAUGGUGGUGUGCAAGGGAAAGCAGAUGAGGGGUUUAAGCAUGCUGGGGAGGGAACACAGUGCACCUUAAAACUGAGGUCUGAGCAUUUCACUGCUCUUGAAGUUAAACAGCAGUUUUAAUAAGAUACCCUUGUGUCCAUGAGGGCAUUUCCUAGAAGCCCUAAGACUCACAGAUAUACAGGAACGAGAGGGGAAGGCAUUGCUCGUGUCGCUGAUCCAGUUUGAUCCACGCGUGGGUUCACCACGUCCUCAAGCAUCUGGCCAGGGGCUGCAGAGCUGGGUGGGGGGAGCCCAGGCAGGGCGGUGGUGGGAGAGUAUCAGAAAUGAUCAAAGCACUAUAAUUAAUGAACUGGUCUUAAAUCAGUGGGGGAACCCUGACAGUUGGUGUUUCCCUCGCCCAGCAGGUCCCAGCCCAUGGCUGGUCCCUCUGUGUUCCCAGAGAAGACGUGGGAUGGGAGCAGGCAGGGCGCAGGGAUGCAGCGUGGAGGCCCCCAGCUCCACUGCUGUCCCAGCCCAUCCCACAAACUCCCCUCUCCGCUGGCAGGUGACCUUGGACCCAGCAGGAGGAUGGCAAACUCAACACAGGGCAGCGGGGGCCUCCCAAGCGCGGAGCUCUGGGCCUGCCAUAACAGGAUGGUAAUGGAGCCGCUCGACACCAAUGACCCGGAGGUGUACAGAAUCAUCAAGAAGGAGAAGCAGCGGCAGAGGCUGGGGCUGGAGUUAAUCGCUUCGGAGAACUUUGCGAGCCGAGCGGUCCUGGAGGCCCUGGGAUCCUGCCUGAACAACAAAUACUCUGAGGGCUACCCAGGACAGAGGUACUAUGGUGGGACGGAGUUCGUAGACGAGCUGGAAAGGCUGUGCCAGAAGCGAGCCCUGGAGGCGUACCGGCUUGACCCCCAGAAGUGGGGUGUCAACGUCCAGCCCUACUCAGGAUCACCCGCGAACUUUGCGGUGUACACGGCCCUGGUGGAGCCCCACGGCAGGAUCAUGGGGCUGGACCUGCCCGAUGGGGGCCACCUCACCCACGGGUUCAUGACGGACAAGAAGAAGAUCUCUGCUACCUCUGUCUUCUUCGAGUCCAUGCCCUACAAGGUCAACCCCAAGACUGGCUACAUUGACUACGACCAGCUGGAGGAGAACGCCCGCCUCUUCCACCCCAAGCUGAUCAUAGCAGGUGUCAGCUGCUACUCGCGCAACCUGGACUACGCCCGCAUGCGGAAGAUCGCCGACGCCAACGGUGCCUACCUCAUGGCUGACAUGGCCCACAUCAGCGGGCUGGUGGCUGCUGGUGUGGUGCCCUCCCCCUUCGACCACUGCGACGUCGUCUCCACCACCACCCACAAGACCUUGCGGGGCUGCAGGGCCGGCAUGAUCUUCUACCGCAAAGGCACCCGCAGCGUGGACCCCAAGACAGGCAAGGAAACACUCUACAACCUGGAGAGCCUCAUCAACCAGGCGGUCUUCCCCGGGCUGCAGGGAGGCCCACACAACCACGCCAUCGCAGGGAUCGCCGUGGCGCUGCAGCAGGCCAUGACGCCCGAGUUCAAGGCCUACCAGCAGCAGGUGGUUGCAAACUGCAAGGCUCUCUCGGCGGCGCUGAUGGAGCUGGGCUACGACAUCGUCACGGGGGGCUCCGACAACCACCUCAUUCUGCUGGACCUGCGCAGCAGAGGCACGGACGGCGGCCGGGCUGAGCGGGUGCUGGAGAUCUGCUCCAUCGCUUGCAACAAGAACACGUGCCCUGGUGACGUCAGCGCCCUGCGUCCCAGCGGCCUGCGGUUCGGGACGCCGGCUCUCACCUCCCGCAGCUUCCGGCAGGAUGACUUCCGCAUGGUGGCCCAGUACAUCCACAGAGGGAUCGAGCUGACGCUGCGUGUGCAGAAGGACAUGAGCCCCAAAGCCACGCUGAAGGAAUUCAAGGAGAAACUGGAGGAGGAGAAAUACCGGGGGGAGCUGAAGGCACUGAAGGAAGAGGUGGAGGCCUUCGCGGCGACCUUCCCGCUCCCGGGUCUGCCUGUCCUGUAAGGGGAGGCACCUGUGCCUGCUCCCGGAGCCAUGGAAGCACCCGGGUUCACAGCACACUUGCACCCCAGCCCAAGACCACCACCCCAGUGCCUUCUCCCAGCACCUCCCUGCUGGCACUGACUGCAGUGCAGCAGCAGCUCCUUGGUGGGCUCUUGCCCCCCUCUCCCCUCCCAAUUGGGGCACAAGACCCACCCUGAGCUUGUCCCCUGCCAUGGGGAAGCCAGCCCUGUCACCACCCAGCAUUAGGAUUGGGACCAAGCACCAGGUAACCCUCAGCCUCACAGCUAGGCCCGGGUUUGAUCCAGGUUUAAGCAGGGCUGCCCAGGUUCACCCAGACACCCCUGCCCACCCCACUGUGCUCAGCCGCACAAGAGACUUCACAGCCGCUAAAACCCUCCCUGCUUUCUGCCUCGAGGAUUCCCCUCGGCGCACACAAGCCCCCUCUCCUUUUGUGCCUUCCAGCCUCCGCAGCCUUUGGCAAGGCCGAGCCUUGCCCCAAACCCACCAAGACCAGCCCUGCCGGGACCACCGUCCCAUCCUAGCCAGCAUCUCUGGUAUUUUCUCAGAUCUCUGAGCACAAAGCUUAGGUAGAACCAUUUUUUAAUAAGCACGG